This is a messenger RNA of Strongyloides ratti, 918 nucleotides long. Its product is annotated as 2,4-dienoyl-CoA reductase, mitochondrial. Gene Ontology annotation, cellular component: mitochondrion. The record is from RefSeq and is a predicted model, not a curated record. Gene Ontology annotation, molecular function: 2,4-dienoyl-CoA reductase (NADPH) activity. Gene Ontology annotation, biological process: fatty acid beta-oxidation. The transcript has a single exon. Lineage: Eukaryota; Metazoa; Nematoda; Chromadorea; Rhabditida; Strongyloididae. The coding region runs from base 1 to 918 and encodes 305 amino acids.
AUGUCUUGUAAACAGGCAGCAAAAUAUUUUCCAAUUAUUAAAAAUAUUGCUUUACAACCAUCUUCCUAUAAUGGAAAAAUUGUUCUUGUUACAGGAGGUGGAACUGGAAUGGGUAAAGCAAUGGCUAAAACUUAUUCUUAUCUUGGAGGUGAUGUAGCUAUUGCUUCAAGAAAAUUAGAUGUUUUAGAGGAUGUAGCAAAAGAGAUUGAAAAUGAAACUGGGAAAAAAGUUUUACCUAUCAAGAUGGAUGUAAGAAAUUCUAAAGAAAUAAAAAAUGCCAUUGAUGAAAUUGAAAGUAAUUUUGGUAAUACUCCUAAUGUUGUUGUUAACAAUGCUGCUGGAAAUUUUAUUUCUCCUACUGAAAGAUUAAGUGAAAAUGCAUUUAAAACAGUUAUGGAAAUUGUUCUUCAAGGAUCAUUUAACGUAACAAAUGAAGUUGGAAAAAGAAUAAUUAAGAAAGAGGAUCGUACCUGUUCUUUUCUCUAUAUAUCUACACCCUAUUGUAGAAAUUCAGCUGAAUUUGUUGUUCCUAGUGGAUGUUCUAAAAGUGGAGUUGAAACAUUGGCAAGAUCUCUAUCUUCAGAAUGGGCAAAAUAUGGAAUGAGAUUUAAUGUCAUUGCACCAGGUCCAAUUCCAACAAAAGGUGCAUUUGGAAAUUUAUCUAAUCUUAGUAUGGAAGAAACAAUUGAGUUAUUAUCAAAAGCUAUUCCUGUUGGAAGAUGUGGAGAUGUUCAGGAGAUAGCUAAUUUAGCUUCAUUUAUAACCAGUGAUUUUGCCAGUUGGUUAAAUGGAGCAAUUAUUGACUUUGAUGGAGGUCAAAGAUUUUUCCACCAUCCAAGUGCAUUAGGCAAACAACUUCACAAAAUUUCAGAUAAUGAAUGGGACAAAAUUACAGAAGCAAUAAAGAAAAGAAAGUAA